Fukomys damarensis (Damara mole-rat) is the source of this 1511-nucleotide messenger RNA. RefSeq names its product forkhead box O6 (gene Foxo6). The transcript is spliced from 3 exons. Lineage: Eukaryota; Metazoa; Chordata; Mammalia; Rodentia; Bathyergidae. Gene Ontology annotation, cellular component: nucleus. The annotation marks the transcript as partial. The record is from RefSeq and is a predicted model, not a curated record. Gene Ontology annotation, molecular function: DNA-binding transcription factor activity, RNA polymerase II-specific; RNA polymerase II cis-regulatory region sequence-specific DNA binding. Gene Ontology annotation, biological process: regulation of transcription by RNA polymerase II.
UGCGGGCCGGAGCGCCGGGUUACGGCCCCUGCGAUGGCCCCCGCGCCGCCACUGGGCGCAGAGGUCGGACCGCUGCGGAAAGCGAAGAGCUCCCGACGGAACGCGUGGGGGAACCUGUCCUACGCCGACCUCAUCACCAAAGCCAUUGAGAGCGCCCCGGACAAGCGGCUCACGCUCUCGCAGAUCUACGACUGGAUGGUCCGCUACGUGCCCUACUUCAAGGAUAAAGGCGACAGCAACAGCUCGGCUGGCUGGAAGAACUCCAUCCGGCACAACCUGUCGCUGCACACCCGCUUCAUCCGCGUGCAGAACGAGGGCACUGGCAAGAGUUCCUGGUGGAUGCUGAACCCUGAGGGCGGAAAGACAGGCAAGACCCCGCGGCGCAGGGCCGUGUCCAUGGACAAUGGGGCCAAGUUCCUGCGUAUCAAGGGCAAGGCGAGCAAGAAGAAGCAGCUGCAAGCACCGGAGCGGAGCCCCGACGACAGCCCUCCCGGCGCGCCUGUCCCGGGGUCCCUGGCUGCCACGGCCAACCUCGAGUGCGACGUUGAGUCCAUCAUCCUCAACGACUUUAUGGACAGCGAUGAAAUGGACUUCAACUUCGACUCUGCGCUGCCUCCGCCACCGCCCGGCCUGGCCGGGGCCCCGCCCCCUAACCAGAGCUGGGUGCCGGGCUGAGGGCUGCCACCGGUGCCCCAGUCCCGUCCCCAGGGGGCCUCUGUCUUCCCAUCCUGAUCCCCGGGUCCCCAUUCCCGAUCCAGUCCGCGGGAGGAUCCAGGAGGAGGCAGCCCAGCCGAGCUAGAGACCGCCCUCGGUUGACCGCAGCGGGGAGUGGGGGGCCGGGGCGGGGGCACCCUACAACUUCCUGCCCCUCUCCGGAGCCACGCGUCUCUACUCCCUGGGAGGGAAGGCUGAAAGCUGGGCUCGGUCAGUGGAGGAGGGGGCCGUCUGGCUGUGGAUGCUGGCCACGGAGCUAACUGGGAGAUGGGGCAGGGGCGUUUCUGAGUCUUCAGUUUCAUUUGCGCAACCCUUGUGGUUACUGGGACGAGAAGCCCAUCCCAAACUUUGAUCCCCAACAGACCUUUCCCCUCUAAUCUUAGUCUCACUACCCGAGGUCAGCGACCCGAAAGCUGACAUCUAUUGGCCAUCCACCCUGAACAAUCCAACUCCAACCCUAUGCUCGCCAGCUGCCCUCACCCCCACGGUUCAGCCUCUCCCUUCCAUCCUAACCUACCCUAGUGUCCCUUUCCCCGGUCAGGCAGCCACAUCACAGUCCCAGUGCUGGUCUCAGUCUUUCCAGUGGGUCUCAGUUCCGGAUCCCCGCCCCGGUCCAACGCCCUUUUCUCCGUGCCAGUGCUGGCCCUCUCCCAUAUUUAUAAGUGUCUGGUCGGGGCGGGCGGUGGGUGCGGCGUCCCCGGCGCGUAUCGUAGGCAGUGUACCGUGGCCGUGCCGUCAGCGUGUGCGUGUGCGUGUGUGCCGUGUCGAGGCCGUGUAGAGUGCAUUGUACAGCAUAU